AGCCACCGGAAAAUCACACCAAAAAUCAAACAAAUAAAAUAGUCAGAUUCUUUCAUUUCUUUCGAGGCUCCACCUCUCUCUCUCUCUCUCGUGCUCGAUCGCCUCCUCCUCCCAUGGCCUCGGCGAACGACGGCGACCGCGCGGCGGCGGGCAUCCUGCGGCUGCUGCUGGGGAUGGCAGCGGGGGCGCCGGUCCCCUCGGCAAUGCAGCGCGGCGGCGGCGGCGGGCCCGGGGUGCUGGUGGUGCAGCACUUCAUCCUGGACGGCGACGGGGACCUGUUCUCGGGCGGGGUCGGCGGCGGCGUGCCGCCGGCGUCGAAGGCCGCGAUCGCCGCGCUGAAGGAGGUGAAGGCCGGGGAGGUCGAGGGCGGGGGCCCGCUGGGCGACUGCGCGAUCUGCCUGGACGGCGUGGAGGACGCCGGGAAGGAGAUGCCGUGCGGGCACCGCUUCCACGGGGAGUGCCUGGAGCGCUGGCUGGGCGUGCACGGCAACUGCCCCACCUGCCGCCACGAGCUGCCGCCGGCGAAGGAGGUGGACAACGCGGCGGCGGAGGGCGGCGAGGAGAGGCGCAGGCCGAGGACCGCGGUCCUGGUGAGCUACCUGGUGGUCGGAGGCCAGCGGGAGGAGGCGCAGCAGCAGCAGGAGCCGGAGAGAGAGGAGCCGUGGACCAUUAGGAUAGAGGACGUGGAUUAGGAUUAGGAUUAGGAUUAGGCCUCUAGUCUCUUCCAAUUGGUUUACGGAUUGGUUUUGAGGUGGAGGUGGUUUUGUACAUACUGGUAGAUCUGAGUGGUGUGGCCAUGGGGAGAUAUGGGAAAUUGUGAAUAGUUCGUUAUUCCUGAGACGAUGUACCACGGGGGUUCAAUUUCCUGGAUCAAUGUUACUCGUUUUCGGAAAGAUAAGCAGCUGUUGUGCAAAAUUCAUGCGA
Molecule: messenger RNA, 924 nt
Organism: Setaria italica (foxtail millet)
Lineage: Eukaryota; Viridiplantae; Streptophyta; Magnoliopsida; Poales; Poaceae
Product: E3 ubiquitin-protein ligase CIP8
Exons: 1
Coding region: 114-692 (192 amino acids)
Biological process (GO): protein ubiquitination
Cellular component (GO): cytoplasm
Molecular function (GO): ubiquitin protein ligase activity
Source: RefSeq, a predicted model, not a curated record